AUGGCCAUUAAUUAUCCACAUGCGCAGCAUAAUUAUGAUGAGUAUUUAGUUCUCUGGGCCGGUAACCCUAAAGCAGGCUACCAGGGAAUAAGGAGGGAAGAUGACAACGACGAGAUCAAGGCCCUCGGUGUCAUGAUGGCCUUGAAGAGCAAAGAUAGACAGAGGUCAGAUAAACCGAUAAUAGGGCAGAUAGAUGAAAGGGAGGAGGUUGAAGGGGAGGACGUUGAAGGGGAGGAGGUUGAAGGGGAGGAGGUUGAAGGGGAGGAGGUUGAAGGGGAGGAGGUUGAAGGGGAGGAGGUUGAAGGGGAGGAGGUUGAAGGGGAGGAGGUUGAAGGGGAGGAGGUUGAAGGGGAGGAGGUUGAAGGGGAGGAGGUUGAAGGGGAGGAGGUUGAAGGGGAGGAGGUUGAAGGGGAGGAGGUUGAAGGGGAGGAGGUUGAAGGGGAGGAGGUUGAAGGGGAGGAGGUUGAAGGGGAGGAGGUUGAAGGGGAGGAGGUUGAUGAGGAGGCAAUUCCACAUAUCCAUCAAAGAUCCAACGGAACCUCUAAAGAUCCAACGGAACCUCUACGGAUCCAACAGAUCUAUCAAAAAACCAACAUAUACUUUAUAGAACCAACAGAACAUCUUAAGGUGCAACACAGAUCCUUUGGAGAUAACAGCAACAUAACCUCUGUUAGAUCCCACUGA
Messenger RNA from Asterias rubens (European starfish), 684 nucleotides. RefSeq names its product protein Ycf2-like. The record is from RefSeq and is a predicted model, not a curated record. The transcript has 3 exons. The coding region runs from base 1 to 684 and encodes 227 amino acids. Lineage: Eukaryota; Metazoa; Echinodermata; Asteroidea; Forcipulatida; Asteriidae.